Messenger RNA from Drosophila biarmipes, 1244 nucleotides. RefSeq lists its product as uncharacterized. The record is from RefSeq and is a predicted model, not a curated record. Bases 1 to 120 code for a protein of 39 amino acids. The transcript is spliced from 3 exons. Lineage: Eukaryota; Metazoa; Arthropoda; Insecta; Diptera; Drosophilidae.
AUGUCGAAAUUGGUUAAGCAGCUCAUCAAGUCGGCCAAUGUGGUUCUGGUCGCCCUGCUGGUCUACAACUUGUGGCGUCACAAAUGGACCAAAGUGAAUUUCAAUCAGUAUCGGUUUUGAUUGAUUCUCGCUGUUCCCCGGGGUCUGCCUGAGUGUGUGUGUGUCUGCUGAUUGAUUGAUUGAUUAAUUAAUUAAUAAAGCGAACGUCAGCUUAAAUGUCAUUAACAGUUGGCCAGGACUAACGACUCCUGAGUGUGGCCGAUGGGAUUUGCAAAUUUAAUUUCCUCUACCAGUGGAUCUGUCAAGUGGAGAGAAAUGUUUGGGGCGGGGGUGAUAGAUGGAUUUUCUUUUAAGACUGGGAAACAAUGGGGAAUUGAUUUCCAGGAGAUUGCAAAUAUUUAUAAAUAAACUGAAAAGGACUCAAUAAAUAUUUAUAUAUUUUUUCCCAAAGUAAACCUUUAGUCACCAAAAAAUAUAGUAAAAGGUUUUCUUAACCAUGUUAUUAUAUGGGAAAAACGAAAAAACACUAAGCUACAUUGUUUAAAGACUACAAGAAAAUGUCGCUCGACUUGCCUUGGUCACAGGAUGCCCCAAAGCCGAGAUUUUACACGUUUCAAUGUCUGCGAAACCACUUAUCUUGCUGCUAAGCGUUCGACACUCUGCGAUGGCAAAAGGUGAAUAAAUGUAAGUGUUAUCCUGAGACUGAAACUGCAUAACUGCAAAAGGAAAUGUUUUUUUUCUUCAGCUGCACUUGAGCGCUGGCAAACUUGAUAAAUUAUCCUCGCCUGGGAAAAUUUCAAAUAGUUCCGCGAUUUGCAAGGACCGCUGCAGUUGGCAGCCGUCUCUGCGAAUUUAACGCAUUGAUGCCUCCGAACAGGAGACAUCCUCCGGAGCAGACUAGUUGGGCCACCGACAGAAGCCUUGGCAACAGAAACACACAGCCCGCAACCGGAUAUGCCAAUGAAAUUACAGCAAAGUGCCUGCGAAUUAACCAGAGCGAAAAGCUGUCAGGGACGACAAGGACCUCCAUGAGUGAACGAUUGACUGGGGAGCUAGAGCUCAGAUUAGCCAGGAAACGCGUUCUGAGAUUCAUGCUGUUUGGAUUAUGCUACGGAAAGGAUGUGUUUGCAGUUACAUUCACGGCUUCCUGAGAGCUCACAUCAGAUGAUCUAAAAAUACUCAAAUAAAUCUAAAAGUUCUUUGUGAGUUCCAGCCCAAACUUCAAUCAAAGGGAGCAAGCUAAA